Molecule: messenger RNA, 6734 nt
Organism: Ooceraea biroi (clonal raider ant)
Lineage: Eukaryota; Metazoa; Arthropoda; Insecta; Hymenoptera; Formicidae
Source: RefSeq, a predicted model, not a curated record
AAGAAUUUCAUCUUUUUUUUCACAAUUUUCGAUUUUAUAUAGAAGCCUUCCUAUGCAUAAUCAUUAAAAUCCGAUUUUUAAGGUUUAAUAAUGACAUAUUAAAAAAAAAAACGAUUGGAGGCCAGCCGGUAUUCUGGAAUUCCUGGGUCCAGCGCCACGGUUCUCUCGGUACUGCUCGGUACGAGUACGAUCGGUCGAUCCUGAACGUCGUGAAGGUAGCUGCGAGUGGCGGCGGGCCGGCUAGUUAACCCGCGUCACUCGCUCAGCCGGUUCAGUCUGCGCGCGAUCGUGCAGCGUGAUGCAACGUGACGUGAUGCGAUAGGACACGACGUAACGUUACGCCGGUCCCUGAGACAGGAGAACAGCAACAGCAGCUGCCGCUCUUUGCGCGAGCGAGCGAGUGUCGGUUGACGUUUCAGCCGUGAGAAACCCGUUGGCGGAGCGUUGCGCGCGCGGGCAAGUCGACGCGAGUAUGCGGGCAGCCCCGUUGGCUGGCUGGCUGGUUGGUUAGUCGGUUGGUCGGUUGGUCGGCUCAGGUAUCUCGUCUCUCACGUGCGUGCGUGCGUGCAUCUCCGUGUACGUGCGUCUACCUUACGCGCGUGCGUCCAGCGCGCGCCGCGCCUGUGUGUGCGUGAGGUUUGAAAAUUUGAAAAGCGACGUGUGGCGCGAGUGCCGCGGGUAGCCGCGCACGGUGCAGGUGCGCGGAAAAAAAAGUAAAGAGAGAGUGAACGAGAGAAGAAGUGCCGUUCCGCGCUGCACGAUCGGCAGAUAUUCUUAUCGGCUUCCAAGUGCUUCCCCGGAGGAGAGGAUUCACGUGACGGCGGGACCGUGAACCGUCGUCGCGUCACGGACUCUUCGUCGUCGUCGUCGUUCCCGUCGCCGAAAACGUCGGUGUUACAGCCCAGCGGAAUGUGGCACGAGAGGCACCACCGGCACCAUCUCGGAAGCCAUGCCGGCUGACGAGACCGUGCGCACCCGACGUGAAAACGGUGGUAGAAGACCGAGCUUGCAGCCGCCUUAAACGCACCGAGCGACCGAUCGGCCGAUCGCGUCGUCACCGUCGAUAAAGAGAGAGAAAGCGAGAUAGAAGGAAAGAGAGCGAUCCCUUGCGCGAACCGAUCCCGAUCAUGCUCUCAGCGAACUCGUCCCGCCGCUCGGUUAUCGUCGCAUAGUUUCGCGCUGUGAGCAUGAUAUGUGAGAACCGCCACUGCAGUCGCUGACGGAUGCUGUCGCCAUGGUGGAACUGGUGUGCAGCAACUCGCUGAGUCCGGGAACAUAGCGUGUCCAGCGUCUUCUUCACGCGCAGACUGUCGCUCUACCCGCCAAGGAAUCGACCGAUCGUGGGGAACGAGGGGACGGGGGGAGGGGCCUGCGGCCUAAAAAGUGUGACGAAGAACGUGCGCCUUUUACGGAUUUUCGAGAAGAUAAAGAAGACCUACGAGGCCGACGGCGGUUUUUUUUUAACGAAGCGAUUUAUUUUUCUACAAAGAGUUUCGACUUCCGAGAAGCUCCGAGACAACGAAGAGGCGAGAUUAGGCCUGAUGGUCGAUUUAUUUCGUCACUGGACAUUCCACAGCGUGAUGACGAGAGUGAGUAACGCUCCUCGAUAUGUGACGAAUCCCUAGUCUAGAGGGAGAGUGCGUAGCGAACCCGCGUGCUAUGACACGGCGGACCAGUCCCGAAUCGGCAGUCUCUUCCGUCACGGGGCCGCCAUGUGAGGAUCGACGCGGCAGCGACAGGAGAGAGAAGAGGCCUAACUGCGCGUGACAGCAGCGUGCCGAGUAAUGCUGAAGCACAUCCUGACGGGGCAGCCGUCGUCAACGGGCUCCAGGCAUCAUCACAAUGAUUAUCAGACGAGCUCGGGCUCGUUGCACGGCGGGCACCAACAUCAUCAUCACAUGCACAACAACUCGCUGCACCAGCAAGAACAGCAGGCGCAGCCGCAACAGCAGCAACAACAGCAGCAACACCAUCAUUACACCGGGAGCAGCGCUAUCCGUGGAUCGCAUCGCGGCAACAACGGCGGCGGUCCCGUCGACGUGUACGAUUCCACGGCGCCGAGAUCCGCGACGACGAACGCGCACCAUCAAACGGCGACGACACCCUCGUCGACGCACCGGCAUCCGCUCAACCACUCCCAGCUGAGCGUGAACAACCUGUCGCAACGGCUGAAUCACUCGCACGCGCUCAACCUGUCGACCCUGUCGACGUCCAAGCACUCGGUCAACAGCGUCAGCCCGAUUGGCGGUACCAACGGCACCAACGGCAACAACGGCAACAAUACCAGCGGUAGCAACAACGGCAACCACAACGUGAGCCAGUUGGGUCACACCGUAAUCCCGCAAACGGUCGCCUCGCAUCAGGACAGGCCGAAGGCGAACGGCGGCUUCGACAUCUCCCGGCUGUCGCGGUUGCCGAGCCAAACGACUCCGUCACCCGCGCUGCCCGCACCGUCCACGUUGCCCGUCGUUGCCGGCCAGGUGGCUGGCGGACCAACCUUGAUACCCUUGAACGCCUCCUGGUCCUCGUCACUGUCCAGGAAUCUUCAUCGCAGCGACGAGGCCGGCGUGAAGGAGAUGCUGACGAGUCUCGGGCUGCUGUGCCUGGUAUCCCUGCUGCUGGCCCUGCUUUCGGUCAUCUUCCUGCUGAAGAUCUCCCCGCUCACGGUCACCUCCAACAGCCUCAUCAGUCCGGAGGAGUUCGUCAUCGUCUACGAGGUCACCCUGGCGCUGUGCGCUCUCGCGCUCUCGCUCAACCUCUGCUGCCUGCUGGUCUGCGCCAUACAGUUCCUCUUCGCGGUGAAGCUCGUUAAGACUUCGUAUCAGGGACACCGGAGUAACAAGUACCUGCAAAAAUCGUCCAUCAGCCGCGUGUGCGCUGUCGGAGGUUUCUUCAUUAGCAUUCCGGUCUUCUUAACUGGCAUGAUCCUGUACACGUUCAUCCAGUUCCACUCGACGCCGGCGAUCGUCACGUCGAUCUUCAUCGGCCUCGGCAUCGUGUUCUGCGGGUGCGCCAUGGUCCACAACGUCUUCGUGUGGCAGAAAGAGAAGACGAACGCGGUGAAGGCGUUCGCCCGCGAGCAGUGCGAGGCCGCCGCGGCGCAGCUACAGCGCCAACAACAACAGCUGCAGCUGCAGCACCAACCGUCACAUCAGCAGUCGGCGCACUCGCAGCAUCAGCAGCAUCAACACCAUCAUCACCAGCAACAGCAGUCGCAUCAUCAUCAUCAUCAUCACCAUCAACCGCAGCAGUUGCAGCUGCGAGCGACGUUGACUCACGCGGGCUCCAAGAUUGGCGGUGGCGGUCCGAUGACACAUUCGACCGCGAGCCUGGCGCAGUCGGGACGCGGCGUUCAUCACUCUUACCAGCAUCAUCCGCACCAGCAUUCUCACCAGCAACGUCACGCCGCCUCCAUGUCGCCGUCGUUACUGCUAUCGCCGCACGCCAUGCAGCACAAUCACAGUCUGGUGCAUCGCAUCACGGCCGCAACGGCUGCUGCCACACCGCCGACGACCCCGGGUGAUCGGUCACCGCCGAGCCCCGGCGGUGGUGGCGGCAAGCUCAACAGGUCGCAGCAUCUGACGCGCGAGACGAGCGGCAGCGUGAGUCCAGGCCUGCCGACGGCUACGCUCGACCUGAGCAGCGCCGCGAACACCAACAGCCCGCACGAGCUAUCGACUCUUGUCUAGGAGACAGGGCCUAGAUGGAAGAAACUUGGACGAGGAUAAAAGGAAGGAAAGACGUCCUCUGAUCGAUCGAGUUAUUUCCGAAUCCGUUGAACCGACGUUUGCGAAAGCUGUAUCCGUUUGGAGAUGACCUCCUCGGUGGCAUCACGUGGACUUUGCUUCGGCAACGUCGAAGACAGAUCUGCCGACUUAGCGAGUGCCUUUACGAGACUUUGUUGACUCCGAUAUGUGCAUGCGCGUGUACUGAUCGCGAUUGAAGAAUUUAUCUUUAAAUUGCUUUAAGGCUGUACUUGUAAAAAUCUGAAGGGAUGUCGAGAAGUUGUUAAACGGCUGAUUUUGUACAGAUAGAGCCGGCGUUGAUCUAAGAAGGGGACCAAAAACUGCUGAUUAAGGCUGCCUUGCUUAUUUCGCCUCGUUAUUGCGUCAUUAACGUUAUCAGUGCACCGUCACUGCGACAUUGGAGCGAAUAUUUUUUUUCGUUUUUGCCUCGACGCGUCCAAUCACGAAAGCCAAGACGAGAUUACCCAGAGAUAUCCCAGGCCACCGUGAUGAUGGCGAGUCCUCGGCGAUUUUUACCCACCGCAUACAUAACGUUCACGAUCCUCGACGGGCGAACGAGUCGGAAAAACGCCGAGCGAAAUAAAUUAGAGCUUGUAUUGGAUGAGAUCUUGUCAGCCGCGUCUUUGUCCGUACUAUUCUGGCAAUUACCGGCGGACCUUGAGACCAUGCUUUCAGAGCCACUGACCGUCUUUACAACCUGGGUCAUUAAACCAGUAUUACUCGACCCAUAAGCGUUUUUGUUUCUUGCCCGCCGAUACGCGGUUCGCUUGCGCCAGUCGGAGAAUUCGGUGAACUGUCUUAAUCCUGCUAGUAUUGUAGCUAACAUGAUUUAACGACUUGUGCGUUCGUAGCGCUAGUUCCUGUUAGCCUUGACUAGCUACAUUCUUUUACAUAUCGCCGCAAUUUCCUCAAGCAGGUUUCGCGCGCCCAAUUCUUCAACGCGCGUUGUACAGCGUUCCCGUUGGAGAAAUUUCACGCUGCACGCCGAUCAUCGACACCGAGUAUCAUUUUGCCGAACGAAACCUGCCGAUUUAUGCUUUAUUUACGGCUCAUAUAUCCCGCUAUCAGCGAGAACAGCAACAGGUUUCCGUAACCUGUUGCGCAACGUCGACAAGAAAAAUCUCUUGCUAUCGAAUGCGCGUUGCGUUGUGUGCCUCGCAAGUUCUUUCCGGUUUACCCGAUAUUACGAUGAACUCUCGCGAUAUCAGCUGACCAGGAAAGAAUUCGCGUGGGUUUGGAAAAAUUUAACGCUGACAAUAUUGCCGUAUCGACUGCGAUGGUUGAAAUGCGCUUCGACAAUACGCACGUAACAAUGUGCACGUACUUUUCGAUGCCUUAGAAACCCCGAAGAGACGAAAAAAAUUGGCACGUGUGUGAAUCUUGCCAUGUCCCCGCUUAUCUUAUUAUUACUAUUAUUAUUAUUUGUACUUAUAUCGCAGAAUCUCUAGUCCUAGAUUACUCUCGUCCAUACAGAAGUAUAAGACUUUAGAAUUCUGAUUCAUUGCUGCUGAUGAAGUACUUGAAAUUUGUGAACUCGUUAUUUAAAAUGCCGAUAUCAGGUUUUCUCUUCCCACGAAAUUUGAAUUUUUUGAGAGAAGAUUGUUAAGGAACGUUCAUGAUCUCACAAAAACAAUCAAAAAAGCAAUUAGCUGACCGAGUUUGUCGAGUUUCAAGGUGUCUGAUACGAUCUGUCUGAUAUGCGAUUCCUCUUAAACGAUCAGCAUAUUUUAACACUUAAAAGUAUCGAGAGCUACGAAACCGCUAUGGGUUUAUGUUUAAUGUAGAAUUAUGCUUAUACAAUUUUGUAUCGUUACUGUGUGUAUGCGUGCGUGUGUGCGGUCGCAUGAAAGUACGUAUUUUAAAAGAGAUUUUAUAAGUAAUCAGGUCAAUAUUCAGAUUCUUACAACAUCAAUGCAAAGAUCUUUUUUUACAAAUUCGUUCUCACUUUAAAUGCUGAGACAGUAUCGUCGAUCGUUCCGAUAUUAAACGUUGAAACCAUAUAUCUAAUUUGUAAUAAAAUUCUUGCUGAAUUCAAUAAUAGCCAAAAUGCAAUUUUAAACUAUACAAAUGCCAAUUUCGCGAAUACAUCGAUGCUUAUUUCAAGCUUGUAUUAUUAUGUUCAUAUCUAUGCGAUCAUAUGUAUAUACUUAUGUUUCAUUCGAAAUACAACUUCCUGUACAAUCGAGAAAAGAAGAGAAAGAGAGCAGUAGAAAUUUGCCCCGUUCGUAUUGCUGAACCGUGAUACGAAUCGUGUGGUAACGUAUUGCGUAAAGUCGUCCGAUAAUUCAUAGGUAUGGCGUAACGCUUCCGUCGUCGAAGAUAAGUAGGAGUUUCAUAUUCACGGAGGAGUUACGUUUCCGUAAAAGCGCCGCGAAUAUGAGAUGUUAAUAUUCGCGGCGCGGGUAAGGAUACAGGAACUGAGUGCACAGGAAGAUUUGAUACACAUAAUGUACAUAACGAGAGAAAAUGAGGCAUAUCCUAGGGGCGUAUUCGAAACGGUCAGGGUAAAACAUUGAAAAUAUGUAAAUUGCGCGACAGCGUGCGUGUAUACACUUCACGACGAUUUGUAAGUAGCGUAGUUAAUAAGCGUCUCUGCUAAGUAGCAGUACGUAACUUAAUCGAGUGCGAGUUAAGUUAUUCGUUGGGUCCACAUAUAAACGCGCAUAGUACAAAAGUAUUGGGUCAGUCAAAAAGUUCGGUUCGAUUUUUGCGUCAAAUUUUACUUUAAUUCAGUGCAUUCAGUAGAAACAAAUUGUUAUCAACCAAGUAAUCGUUGUCUAUGAUUAGAGAUUAUUGUUUAUGAUAUGGACAUUAUUAACAUUAUUGUCUGUGUUAUUAAUUACGAAAAUUGAUUUAAAAAAUUAAAAAUCGAACCGAACUCUCUGACUGACUCAAUAUGUUAGCUUUAUGUACUGAUAGUUACGUAAUAACAGUACAUGUACUUGAUAAUUAAUUAAAAAGAGAGAAAUAAAUUAUUCUGAACGUGUA